AGCAGGUUUCUAAAUGCGCCAUGUCUCCGAGUGUAGAGCCUGUUGCAAAACUGAGCGCUCUUGCGAAGCGGAGGCCCAUGUCUGUGUCUUUCACACUAUAGUUCGAAUAAAAACCAGAAGCGCAAACCAAGAUGGAGUAUCAGUGGAAACCAGACGAGCAAGGACUUCAGCAAAUUUUACAGCUUCUAAGAGAGUCACAGUCGCCGGACACGUCCACUCAGCGAUCAGUCCAACAAAAACUUGAGCAAUUAAACCAGUAUCCUGACUUUAACAACUAUUUAAUUUUUGUCCUUACAAAACUGAAAUCGGAAGAUGAGCCCACAAGGUCUUUGAGUGGCCUGAUAUUGAAGAAUAACGUGAAGGCCCACUACCAGAACUUUCCCAACGGUGUGUCGGACUUCAUCAAGAACGAAUGCCUGCAAAACAUUGGUGACUCCUCCCCUCUCAUUCGAGCGACAGUGGGUAUUUUGAUCACGACCAUCGCCUCGAAGGGGGAACUGCAGAACUGGCCGGAUCUGCUUCCCAAGCUGUGCACCCUGCUGGAUUCUGAAGACUACAACACGUGUGAGGGUGCUUUUGGGGCCCUGCAGAAAAUAUGUGAGGAUUCAGCGGAAAUCCUGGACAGUGACAUUCUUGACAGACCCCUUAACAUCAUGAUCCCCAAAUUCCUGCAGUUCUUCAACCACAGCAGCCCAAAAAUUAGGUCCCAUGCCAUUGCUUGCGUCAACCAGUUCAUCAUUAGCCGAACUCAAGCACUCAUGCUCCACAUCGAUUCCUUUAUCGAGAACCUCUUUGCGCUGGCGGGGGAUGAGGAGCCCGAGGUGAGGAAGAAUGUCUGCCGUGCCCUGGUCAUGCUGCUGGAGGUCCGCAUGGAUCGGCUGCUUCCGCACAUGCACAACAUCGUGGAGUAUAUGCUCCAGAGGACUCAAGACCAGGACGAGAACGUGGCCCUGGAGGCCUGUGAGUUCUGGCUCACGCUGGCCGAGCAGCCAGUGUGCAAGGACGUACUGUGCGGACACCUCUCCAAGUUAACUCCUGUUUUAGUUAAUGGGAUGAAGUAUUCGGAGAUUGAUAUUAUACUGCUUAAGGGAGAUGUGGAGGAGGACGAGGCCAUCCCUGACAAUGAGCAGGACAUCCGGCCCAGGUUCCACCGCUCGCGGACGGUGGCCCAGCAGCACGAGGCUGAUGGCAUCGAAGAGGGGGAUGAUGAUGAUGAAGACUUGGAUGAUGACGACACCAUUUCUGACUGGAAUUUGAGAAAGUGCUCUGCUGCCGCCCUGGACGUCUUGGCCAAUGUGUUUCGGGACGACCUGCUGCUGCACAUACUGCCCCUGCUGAAGGAGCUCCUCUUCCACCCAGAGUGGGUCAUCAAGGAGUCGGGCAUCCUGGUGCUAGGUGCCAUUGCUGAAGGCUGUAUGCAGGGCAUGAUUCCUUACCUGCCCGAGCUCAUCCCUCACCUGGUGCAGUGUUUGUCGGACAAGAAGGCCUUGGUGCGCUCGAUCACCUGCUGGACGCUGAGCCGCUACGCGCACUGGGUGGUGAGCCAGCCCCCCGACACCUACCUGAAGCCCCUGAUGACAGAGCUGCUUAAACGCAUCCUGGACAGCAACAAGCGCGUCCAGGAGGCUGCCUGCAGUGCCUUUGCGACCCUGGAGGAGGAGGCUUGCACAGAGCUGGUGCCCUACCUCGCCUACAUCCUGGACACCCUUGUCUUCGCCUUCAGCAAGUACCAACAUAAGAACCUGCUGAUCUUGUACGAUGCCAUCGGGACCCUGGCUGACUCCGUUGGGCACCACCUCAACAAACCGGAGUAUAUUCAGAUGCUGAUGCCACCACUUAUUCAGAAGUGGAAUCAGCUUAAGGAUGAAGACAAGGAUCUCUUCCCUUUACUUGAGUGCCUGUCCUCUGUGGCCACCGCCUUGCAGUCUGGCUUCCUCCCAUACUGUGAACCUGUGUACCAGCGCUGCGUCAACCUGGUGCAGAAAACCCUUGCGCAAGCAAUGUUACACCACUCGCAGCCAGACCAGUAUGAAGCACCAGACAAAGACUUUAUGAUUGUAGCCCUAGAUCUGUUGAGUGGCCUGGCAGAGGGACUGGGCGGUAACAUCGAGCAGCUGGUGGCACGCAGCAACAUCCUUACGCUAAUGUAUCAGUGCAUGCAGGACAAAAUGCCUGAGGUCAGGCAGAGUUCAUUUGCCCUUCUGGGCGAUUUAACCAAGGCUUGUUUUCCCCAUGUCAAGCCAUGUAUUGCUGAUUUUAUGCCUAUUCUGGGCACUAAUCUAAACCCAGAAUUAAUUUCUGUGUGCAACAAUGCAACAUGGGCAAUCGGAGAGAUAUCUAUUCAGAUGGGCGCUGAAAUGCAGCCCUAUGUAGCCAUGGUGUUACACCAGCUGGUGGAGAUCAUUAACAGACCAAAUACCCCCAAGACAUUGUUGGAGAAUACAGCAAUAACAAUUGGUCGUCUUGGUUACGUUUGUCCUCAAGAGGUGGCUCCCAUGCUACAGCAGUUUAUAAGACCCUGGUGCACCUCUUUACGUAACAUAAGAGACAAUGAGGAGAAAGAUUCUGCUUUUCGAGGCAUCUGCACUAUGAUCAGUGUCAAUCCAGGAGGAGUAGUGCAGGACUUUAUAUUUUUCUGUGAUGCAGUUGCCUCGUGGGUUAAUCCAAAGGAUGAUCUACGAGACAUGUUCUGUAAGAUACUCCACGGAUUCAAGAACCAAGUGGGAGACGAGAAUUGGAGACGAUUCUCGGAUCAGUUUCCGUUGCCCCUGAAGGAGCGUCUGGCAGCUUUUUAUGGCGUGUAACUGCAUAGGUGGCAAGAGGAGUGCAUGCGCGGGGAUCAUUCACUGUGGGAGACAACGGGGGCCUCUAUACCCAGGGGAAAUGCCCAUUACUGGGGGGACAGGGGGACCCAGUGGGGUGGGG
Messenger RNA from Brienomyrus brachyistius, 2925 nucleotides. It is a transcript of the gene tnpo1, whose product is annotated as transportin 1. Lineage: Eukaryota; Metazoa; Chordata; Actinopteri; Osteoglossiformes; Mormyridae. Gene Ontology annotation, biological process: protein import into nucleus. The coding region runs from base 132 to 2804 and encodes 890 amino acids. Gene Ontology annotation, cellular component: cytoplasm; nucleus. Gene Ontology annotation, molecular function: small GTPase binding; nuclear import signal receptor activity. The transcript has 25 exons. The record is from RefSeq and is a predicted model, not a curated record.